GUAUUCUGUAACAGUCAGAUCAGGCUCUGUGUAAUAUUAAGGAAUACUGUGGCAGCAUCUGAUUCCUAGCAUUUUCUCUCUCCUCUGCAGGUGAUCCUGCAACUUCACAAUGCAUCUGGAAGAACUCAAAAAGCUGCAACAUAUAUUGGAGCAAAUUAGCGAUGGGAAAUAUUUGCUUGAAAACCAUCAGCUCGCUAUGGAUGUGGAGAAUAAUAUUGAGAAAUAUCACAUUAAUUUACAGCCCUUGGAAUCCAAAGUGAAAGUCAUUCAGAGAGCAUGGCGUGAAUAUCUACAGCGUCAAGAUUUACAGAGCCAGGAGCAUCUGGAGAAGCGCAGUCCAUCACCUCCUUCCUUGUCAUCUGACAAGAUGAGCAGCUCAAUCAGUAUGAACACCUUUUCAGAUGGCAGCACCCCUGAUGGCAUGGAUCUCGGCAGCGACCCUUGCAGCAGCCGCUCCAGCUCGGAAUCGAGUUCCAGCAAAGUGACCCCUUGCUCGGAAUGCAAAUCUUCCCCCUCGCCCACCAGCCUGGACUUGGCUGCUUUGGAGGACUCGGAGGAGGAAGACGAGGAAGAGGAGGAGGAGGAGGAAGAGGGGGAGGAGGACUUCCAGGUGUACCAGAGGAAGGUGACUGAUGCGUGGGCGGAGGACAGGGACGAUGCCCGCCGCUGUGCCCGAACCGCCCCUGCCAGGAGGAGUUUAGCGCAAGAGCUGGAGGAGGCGAGGAGCGCCCGCCUCGCCCUCCCCACCAUCAGCGCCACCGCCACCCCUGCUAUGCCACCCCCGGCUCCCCACGGCCACCCGGCUCCUCAGCAUCCCCAGCGCCAGCACCGCCAGCCGCACCACCCGCUGGACCUCCGGCACAAUGCCAACGUGGUGCCCUCUAGCCGCAGGACUGGGCACAAAGGGGGCGGCGGCUACGGCAAAGCCCGCCUCCAGAAAGGGCAGCCCGGGGGAGGCAUGGGCAGGCUGAGCAACGGGGGCUCGCUGGUAGCCUUCCACCCCUUGGAGAACUCCUUGGGGGGAGGAGGAGGAGGAGGGGGCACGGCUUGGCAAGAGCAGGAGCCCCCGCUGCCCACCAUGGACUGGGAAGCCCUGGAGAAGCACCUGGCGGGGCUGCAGUUCCAGGAGCAGGAGAUCCGGAGCCAGAAGAGCAACUACACUUCCGCUCAAAAAAAUGAGAGGGAGUCUAUCAGGCAAAAACUGGCGCUUGGAAGUUUCUUUGAUGAUGGCCCAGGAAUUUAUACCAGCUGUAGUAAAAGUGGAAAGCCAAGCCUUUCUUCUCGGUUACAAAGUGGGAUGAAUUUACAGAUUUGUUUUGUAAAUGACAGCGGAAGUGACAAAGAUAGCGAUGCUGAUGACAGCAAGACCGAAACAAGUUUGGAUACACCUUUGUCUCCCAUGAGCAAGCAGAGCUCUUCCUAUUCUGACAGAGACACUACUGAAGAGGAAUCUGAAUCCCUAGAUGACAUGGAUUUUCUCUCAAGGCAAAAGAAACUUCAAGCUGAAGCCAAAAUGGCCUUAGCAAUGGCAAAACCAAUGGCCAAAAUGCAAGUAGAGGUGGAAAAGCAAAACAGGAAAAAAUCUCCCGUAGCUGACCUUCUGCCACAUAUGCCUCAUAUAAGUGAAUGCUUGAUGAAAAGAAGCUUAAAGCCCACAGAUCUGAGAGAUAUGACGAUUGGGCAGCUACAGGUGAUAGUCAAUGAUCUACAUUCACAGAUAGAAAGCUUGAAUGAAGAAUUGGUGCAACUGCUGCUAAUUCGGGAUGAAUUGCACACAGAACAGGAUGCUAUGCUGGUAGACAUUGAGGAUUUGACCAGACACGCUGAAAGUCAGCAGAAGCACAUGGCAGAGAAGAUGCCAGCAAAAUAAAACCGGAAGCCAUCAGAACUGAAGAAACAAGCUAAAAUGUUUUGCUUCUGUGGUUGUACCAACGCUGAUGCUCCACGGGUGGCACACAAGAAAAAUCAGUGUUAGUCAUUGAUUCCGGGCGCAAUCUGCCAAGCACUAGGAACCCCCCACAAGAACCCUUCCUUGAAGCUAAUGGUGGAUGCACAGCGACUGUGCUUGGCGAAUUGUUCCCAAUGUCUGAAGCUUUAUGUCCAGUGGUUGGCCUAUGCUUUUUAAUUUAUUUGCUGUUGGGUUUAUUUUAUUUUUUACUUGUGCCACUAAAUAUCGGACAGUUCAAUAAUCUUAUUGUAGAACAAAAUGUACAGUACUUAUAAACAUUGCAAACGUGAAGAGGAAAAAAGAAGAGAGAGGGUAGUUUUAACUUUUAUUUUUGUUUAUUUAGAGAGACCUUUAAGUUAAAGCAGUAUUUUACCAUUGGCUACUUUUUAUUGUUUUUCAGCGUAAUUUUAAAUAAAUGAGACUGUAAUUUUGACGGUGCUAUACAAGUGAGAGAGAAAACAUACAUGCCUGCCUCGUAGUGAAGUUGUAGCUUUCAGUAAUAUGUAUAUUUUAAUCAGUUUUCAACAUUUUGUGAAUGUUGACUACCUGACAUUCAUUUUUAGAUGUGCUAUUAACAUGCAGUUGAGUUGAAAGAGUUACCUUGAAAGUUUUAUGUAUAAAUAUGUAAAAUAAAAAUUAAAAAUUUCUUUCAUAUGAUAUGUCUUUUUGUUGACUAGUGGGACAACAUAGUAAUUCACCUGUAAUAUAUUCAUUGAAGUACAUGUGAAAUUCCUAUUUUUCUCAUUUCAGAUUAUAUAUAGAUAUAUAUAAUAUGAAAAGUCUCUCUUCAUAUAUAUAUAUAUUUAAAAAAUACUAUUCACUUAGAACACAGAUAAGUUAUUAUAGAUUCACUUGAAGGCAGGCACAAAGGUAAGGUUUAAAGUUAACAAAAAUACUAUGUGGGCUGAAAAAUGAAAAUGACACCUCAACUGUAUACGUAAACUUGAAUUAAACUCUAACACACUUGA
Podarcis muralis (Common wall lizard) is the source of this 2916-nucleotide messenger RNA. It is a transcript of the gene SCHIP1, whose product is annotated as schwannomin interacting protein 1. Gene Ontology annotation, biological process: positive regulation of hippo signaling. NCBI's taxonomy places the organism in Eukaryota, Metazoa, Chordata, Lepidosauria, Squamata, Lacertidae. The record is from RefSeq and is a predicted model, not a curated record. Gene Ontology annotation, cellular component: cell junction; plasma membrane.